Camponotus floridanus (Florida carpenter ant) is the source of this 2544-nucleotide messenger RNA. RefSeq lists its product as uncharacterized. The record is from RefSeq and is a predicted model, not a curated record. The coding region runs from base 571 to 2253 and encodes 560 amino acids. The transcript has 5 exons. NCBI's taxonomy places the organism in Eukaryota, Metazoa, Arthropoda, Insecta, Hymenoptera, Formicidae.
AGAGAUUGAACGGUGCACGUCUCGACGGAAGAGAGCGAAACAGAUAAAAAGAUAGGUAAAAAAGACAGGACGAAAGAUGUGACAUGUGACAAUAGUCACGAGCGUAUUACUAGCAUGACAUUUGACGUUUGCGAUGCAACGUGAUUGCAACGGCAGAGUCUGCCGAUUGUACAUCGCGUCGAAUCGCCAAAGAGGCUCUCGCGAAAAGCGGAUCAUCGACAAGGGGUGGGAGAAGGGUCAGGUUUUCGGCUACGAAGAAGGAGGGAGGGUCGACGUUGAACGGCGAGAUCUCCAAUAAGUAGAAAGAGCAUGUGAUGACCGCGGGUAGACACCAAAUAAUUCGACGUGUACGUGGACGAAGUGAAAAUGGCAAAUUCGCAAAAUGUAAAGUGCGCCGGUUUCAGUUAUUAGAUAAGUAAUUGGCCAGUGGUACCACCGGUGGUGUACAUUCAGAGCGUGCAGUGCUUCCGGUACGCUACCUCACAUAUUUCUGGUCAUACAGUUAAAAACCGAGUCAAAUAUAAGAUAUAUACAUUAAACGUAGUUAAUCUUGCAAAAGUGCUAUCGAAGAUGCAUUGGGAAUCGACGUUGUUCCUGUUAUGUUUUUCGAUAACAUUAUCAUAUUCGAAUUUGUUCAGUGUCGAGAAGCUCAGGUCGUAUGCGAAGAUCCUGAAGUUCGAUACGUUGAACAUCAACGAAACGGGAAACGAGCUUUGGCACGGACUCUUCAAAGACUGUGACAAGAGAGUGACAUUUUCCUGCAUACAAAAGAAUGCAUAUACAUAUCUUGACAAUGCGUUCAUCGAGAGAGAUAAUAUCACCGUUUUCGAUGGUCUGAUACUUACGAGAAAUAAUGUCACUUAUGAUACGUGUCCUAAAACGGAAAAUCCCAAUGAUGUUCGUGAAAAUCUCGUAGAUGAUGUUGACACGGACGAUUGCGAGAAGAAAACGGCCGAGGAAGCGAAAGAGCAAAGUCGAAAAUUCAGAGAUGAACUGAAAUCACCAUUUGAAGAAAUCACGAACGCUUUACGACAAAAAACAGUGAAAUUUUUAUCGACACGAAAUUACGAAAUUCAACUUCCGCAGUUUUUUUUUGAAGGUGCAAAGAUAAAGAUAAGCCCGCGGGAGAUAGACGAGAAUGGAGCUCUUCUCAGAGUGGACUUCGGAAGUCAACAAGUUGCACAAGAAGAGGGACGAAUCUUCUUUAAGAAAAUCAGAAAGUUCAUACAGAAUAGAUUGUUAACCAGCUUCUUGGCGCUUCUCUUAAUUAUCAAGCUAAUUAAAGUGAAGUUCCUGUUCGUUAUUCCGUUCCUUUUCGGCGUGGGCGCUGCGAAGAAACUUUUCCUCAAACUGGUACUGUUCUUCAUUCCUGCGUUCGCGCACAUUUUCAAGCUCUGCUCCAGCUACUACUCGACCCACGCCACCAAGUAUCAUCAUCAUCAUCAUCAAAUAGCGCAUCAUCAUCAUCACGUGCCGGUUCCGGUAGCUGUCCCAUCUUAUUACGACAAUCAUCACCGCGAUGAUUUCGACGGUUAUGAUUACACCCAUCCUCAUGUUCAAUACCGGAAAGAUAUGGAAGAGUUAAAAGAAUGGGGAAUCGAACCUUACGACGAGCCUUACGAAGAGUCCAGUCAGCAAUUAAACCGCGUGGUCCCAGCUCCAAACCCAGCUCCAGUUCCCGGUGUCGUGUAUCCAGAUAAUCCGAUAGCAGCUGGCGCGCAUAACUUGGCCUACUCCGGAUAUCUCAACGACGUUAAAUACAAUCGACGACCCGUGGCGCAGCCAACUGCUGUACUUUCGGUAAAUCCCGUAAAUCUCGUAUCUGGUACGAAGACGUCAGUGAAGAAUCCUUAUACCGUAUUCGCGCCAAAUGUACGGCCGAGUCAUCAGAGACUCUUGACACCGGUUGCAACUGCCAAGAGCUCGUCUAUAUCGAUCUCGCGACAAGAAACGGACGAUGAGUAUUAUGGGCCGAUACUCGCACGUCUGGACGAGAUCUUCGACCAAUUGAGAUUCUACGAAGAGACGUGCAGGGAGAUGCUCGUUUGUAGCAUGUACAAGAACCCGACGGGCUACUCGCCGCACAGUAACCUCGUGUCGAACGAACUUUCCAGAGAUCCGCAGGAACUCAAGAGCAGCAUAAUAGAAAGCGUGUACAGUCAGAGAUUUUAUAGAUACGUCAACGCAGCCAGGUACGGUCAAGAUGGUGGAGAUUGCCUCAGCGCAUAUCCUUGUGGUAAUAAUUCUGAAUAGAUAUUAUGCAUAUUAAACGUACAAUUUAUAAUGACUUGUAUUAAAAUAUGAUAAACGUUAUGCAUUAUAUUUAGCAAAUGCUAAUAGACAUAUUUGCUCAAUAAGCUGGAAGAAUUUCAUCAGAUAGAUCAAUAUCGUAAUGUUGUGUAAUAUAAUAUCGGUAUAAAAGAGAGGCCGAUGAUACUGCCAUGUAUUAUUUAUAAUAAUAUAAUUUGUAAGACGUGCGACAAUUUAUACCUAAUUUUCCUAUUAGAAAAAAACUUGAAGUGUUUUGCGAAUAAAAUUAUUCGU